Molecule: messenger RNA, 2805 nt
Organism: Choloepus didactylus (southern two-toed sloth)
Lineage: Eukaryota; Metazoa; Chordata; Mammalia; Pilosa; Megalonychidae
Gene: SLC22A2
Product: solute carrier family 22 member 2
Exons: 11
Coding region: 326-1990 (554 amino acids)
Biological process (GO): transmembrane transport
Cellular component (GO): membrane
Source: RefSeq, a predicted model, not a curated record
GAAAGGACUGCUUGUCGUGCUGGUAUGAGGUAGCGACAAACUUGUGGCGAAGGAUGUUACAACAAACGCUGCAUGGAGCCCUGUGAACUUGCUCUAGCAUUUCAGAAAAGCUGCGUGAAGCACACUCACUGGAGAAGUGCCAGUUUGAAGACAGCCUGGCAAAGGAAAGGUUUGGACCAAAGGCUAGUCAAUUUCUAGAGCGAACUGACUAACUCCCACUCUUUGACUUUGGUCAAGAGUUGCGCUGGCCUUGCCACCACCGCUGUCAGCAACAUUUAGACUAACUCAGGGGAAAGCAGCUGGACUUUUCCUGCCUCCAGGAAGAAUGCCAACUGUGGAUGACAUUUUAGAGCAUAUAGGGGAUUUUCACUUUUUCCAGAAACAAACAUUUUUCCUCUUAGCUCUGCUCUCGGCGGCCUUCACCCCUAUCUACGUGGGCAUCGUCUUCCUGGGGUUCACCCCGGACCACCGCUGCCUGAGCCCCGGGGUGGCCGAGCUGAGCCAGCGGUGUGGCUGGAGCCUGGGAGAGGAGCUGAACUACACGGUGCCCGGCCACGGGGACGCGGGUGGAGCCUUCGCCCGCCAGUGCAGGAGGUACGAGGUGGACUGGAACCAGAGCGCGCUGGGCUGCGUCGACCCGCUGGCCGGACUGGAGGUCAACAGGAGCCUCCUGCCGCUCGCCCCCUGUCAGCAUGGCUGGGUGUACGACUCGCCCGGCUCCUCCAUCGUGACCGAGUUUAACCUCGUGUGUUCCAACUCCUGGAAGCUGGACCUGUUUCAGUCAGGAGUGAACGUAGGAUUUUUUAUCGGUUCUGUGGGUAUCGGCUACAUAGCAGACAGGUUUGGCCGUAAGCUCUGCCUCUUAAUUACAAUCCUCAUAAACUCUGCCUCUGGAGUUCUCAUGGCCAUUUCCCCAACCUAUACAUGGAUGCUAAUUUUUCGCGUGAUCCAAGGACUGGUCAGCAAGGCGGGCUGGUUGAUAGGCUACAUCCUGAUUACAGAAUUUGUGGGACUGGGCUACCGGAGGACAGUGGGGAUCCUUUACCAAGCUGCCUUUACCUUCGGACUCCUGGUGCUGACCGGGGUGGCUUACGCGCUCCCUCACUGGAGGUGGCUGCAGUUCACGGUUUCGCUGCCCAACUUCUGCUUCUUGCUCUAUUACUGGUGCCUGCCCGAGUCUCCAAGGUGGCUGAUCUCCCAGAACCAAAAUCCUAAAGCCGUCAAGAUCAUUAAGCAUAUUGCUGAGAAAAAUGGGAAAUCCCUGCCUGCCUCUCUUCAGAGCCUUAGACCUGAUGAGGAAGUUGGCGAGAAGUUGAAUCCUUCAUUUCUUGACUUGGUCAGAACCCCCCAGAUAAGGAAACACACCUUGAUCUUGAUGUACAACUGGUUCACGAGCUCUGUUCUCUAUCAGGGCCUCAUCAUGCACAUGGGCCUCUCUGGGGGCAAUAUCUACUUGGAUUUCUUCUACUCUGCCCUGGUUGAAUUCCCAGCCGCCCUCAUCAUCAUCUUCACCGUCGAUCGCAUCGGUCGCCGUUAUCCUUGGGCUUGGUCAAAUAUGGUGGCAGGGGCAGCCUGUCUAGCCUUGGUUUUUAUCCCUGAAGAUCUACACUGGCUAAAAGUUACCAUCGCGUGCUUGGGUAGAAUGGGAAUUACAAUGGCUUAUGAAAUGGUUUGCUUGGUUAAUGCUGAGUUGUACCCCACAUUCAUUAGGAAUCUUGGGGUCCUCGUCUGCUCCUCGAUGUGUGACAUCGGUGGCAUUAUGACGCCCUUCCUGGUGUACCGGCUCACUGACGUCUGGCAUGAACUCCCGUUGGUGGUUUUUGCUGUGGUUGGCUUGAUUGCUGGAGGACUGGUGCUCCUGCUACCUGAAACCAAGGGGAAGGCGUUGCCUGAAACCAUCGAUGAUGCUGAAAACAUGCAGAGACCAAGAAAAAAUAAAGAAAAGACCAUUUAUCUCCAAGUCAAGAAAGUGGACAUUCCACCAAACUAAGAAGAGAGGCCAUCUCUCCUGCUAUGGCUUUGCUUUGAUGAUGCCAAUGCUGUAAUCAAAUAUUUCUUCAUUCAUCACAAAGCCCACAAAAUCCAACCUUACUUCCCUUUGAAUCCUGUCAUCUUAGAUUUUAGUUUGGGGACUAUCGUGCAAAAAAUCUACCCAUGGGACCAGAUCCUGCCAAGCUCCUCCAGCUCACUCUAACUCAGGCAUUCCUAGGACAAUCGUUAUUGGUUGGCCAGGAUUUUUUCCCACCAUUGUAUUUCUUUUUUUUAAUUCCUUUCCCUAUAAUGACAUCAAACCAAACACAAAGGGAAAUUGUGUUCCAAAGAAACAGAAAUAUACGAAAAUCAAUAAAGAUGGGAGCAGAGAGUAUGUUUACUUAAAGAUAGAAAACACCCAAAGCAAUAUCAUAUUGUCCAGAAUGUGUGUCAAGAGCUUUAAAUCAGAUGUGGAGAAAUUUUUAAAUAUGUUGAUUAUUUUCUGAGUUCAACUUUAAGGAACCAAAAACAGAGCAAUCAGGAAUACUUGAGGAAUCACGAAGUCCUUUAUUUAGACAGGAUAAACAUAAAUGUGUGAUUUUUACAAAAGGUAUUGAGAAGAGUUCAAUAAAGAGCAAGUGCUGACACUGGCAGUAUUAAACUGUGUGUGAUCAUUUUUCCAUCUGGUGAAAUUUUCUGUAGACUGGUGUAUUUUAAAAAUUAUAUUGAUUUUUUAGCAAAGUAAUAUAGUAAAUAGUUUUUUUAAAAAAGUAAAUACUACAAGCCCUAUAAUGAAAAACAAAAAUGCCUUGCCCUAUUUCACCUCUACCAACU